Molecule: messenger RNA, 2705 nt
Organism: Malus domestica (apple)
Lineage: Eukaryota; Viridiplantae; Streptophyta; Magnoliopsida; Rosales; Rosaceae
Product: rop guanine nucleotide exchange factor 2-like
Molecular function (GO): guanyl-nucleotide exchange factor activity
Source: RefSeq, a predicted model, not a curated record
ACGUUCAUGCCCAACUAAGAUGCAGUCUACCUGUCUGAAAUACAACCAUUUUUGCUUCUGGGUUUGUGCUGUUUAAUAUCAUCACUCAAGAACUCGACGAUCGGACGGCUAGCAUGUUACAUUUUCCACGAUCAUGGUGAUGUGAGCAUUUCAUUUUUCAGGGAAAACUUUUCUUUUAGAAAGGGAAAAAAAGAGUGUUUGAAGAUCAAAGGCAAAUGCUAAGGAGGAGGGAAGUAUUUCAAACGGUCUUCAGCCAACUUCAACAGUUCAAAUUCAAAUUCAUGCAUUAAAAGGUUUUUGAGAUUUUAGACUAAGACCUCAAGUUUUAGAGCUGCAAUGGACAAUUCACCAAGUUAUGAUGAACACUACGAUCUUGGUUACCAGCCUUCACCUUCUUCUGUGGAUCAAACUGAUCAUUCGCUCGCGGAAACUUCAACAAGUGGCGAUUCUUUCAUGUACCGCCGGACAAAUUCAGAGACCUCGGCUUACUCCGAGUCUGUGGAUGACAGCAGUUACUCUGGUGAAGCUUCUCCUUGGUUCUACCCAAAUGUAAAAUCCAAUCCGCUGUCUCUUACCAGACUUGGAUUGAAGCAGUACAAUAAGAAUGCUUCCGAUGAUAAGCUUGAAGAUCACAAAGCUGUUGAUUCAGAGCUUGAGAUGAUGAAAGAAAGAUUUGCAAAACUCUUGUUGGGUGAAGACAUGUCAGGAAGUGGGAAAGGUGUAUGCACCGCGGUCACGAUCUCAAAUUCGAUAACCAACCUUUAUGCCACGGUGUUUGGACAAAACUUGAGGCUAGAGCCAUUGAAUCCUGAGAAGAAAGCAAUGUGGAAGAGGGAGAUGAACUGUCUUUUAUCAGUCUGUGAUUACAUGGUAGAACUCAUCCCCAUAUCACAAAACUUACAAGAGGGGGCACAAGUGGAGUUGAUGGAAAGCAGGCCAAGAUCGGAUCUUUAUAUCAAUCUUCCAGCUUUGCAAAAGCUUGAUGCAAUGCUCAUUGUAAGACUUGCCUUGCGUGAUAAGAAAUCGCAUAUUUUUCUCAAAACAGAGCAAGUCUUUUUCAAUCAAGGGCUGAAAGUUCAUGAAUUUCUUUUCUUAUGGCAGGAAGUACUUGAUAGUUUCCAGGAUACAGAAUUCUGGUAUGCAGAAAAAGGGAGCAUGUCUUCAAAUUCAACGCGAACAGGAUCUUUUCGUAGGGUGGUUGUUCAGCGGAAUGAGGAGAAAUGGUGGUUGCCUAUUCCAUGCGUUCCUCCGGGAGGCCUGUCUGAGAAGGCAAGGAAGCUUUUGAAACACAAACGCGACAGUUGUAAUCAAAUUCAUAAAGCAGCCAUGGCAAUCAACAGCAGCAUUCUUGCCGAGAUGGAAAUCCCAGACUCAUACAUGUCAACUCUUCCGAAGAGCGGAAAAGCUUGUCUGGGAGACUCCAUAUACCACUACAUGUGCACGACGGACAAGUUCUCCCCAGACCAACUUCUGGACUGCCUCGACAUAGCAACUGAACUGGAAGCACUUAUUCUUGCAGACAGGGUCGAAGCCUCGAUGUACACGUGGAGGCGUAAAGCGUGCAUGAGCAACUCAAAAUCUUCCUGGAUCAUGGUGAAAGAUCUGAUGUCAGAAACAGAAUGGAAUGACAAGAAUUAUGUUUUGGCAGAGAGAGCCGAGUGCUUGCUGUUCUGUUUGAAGCAGAGAUAUCCUGAGCUCUCUCAGACAUCCUUGGACACAUGCAAGAUCCAAUGCAAUAGGGAUGUGGGGCAGGCAGUGCUAGAGAGCUACUCAAGAGUGUUGGAGAGUUUGGCAUUCAACAUUGUUGCCUGGAUUGAAGAUGUAAUUUGUGUUGACAGAUCCGCGAGAAACCAAGACAAAUAGAGAGACUGCAAUGCAACUGAGUUGGAGCAUUCUUCUCAAAUCCAACAUUUGAUUCCACAAAUUUUGAAACAAUUUAACUUUAGCUGCUUAAUUACUUAUUUAAGCUAAUUUUUAGUGGUUUCCCCUGUUCUACGUUUUGAGAAACUCGGCGUGAAUUUGUACAUUAGCAUCCAGUUAACCAAAUCAAACAAAUUUUAAGUGUUGUAGAAUUUCUACGUAUCUGUAAUCCUCUAUUUCGUGAAGCUUGCAGGAAAUACUAAAACCAAUCAAACCGGAGUCUUGGUGAACCCGGCUGAUGCUCCGGUUAUGGGAGUAAUAUAUUCCUGCCGGGAGAUCUCUGUAGGAUGCAACAACAAAUCACUGAACCCCAUCGCACAUGAUAGUCUGGUAGAUGAACCAAGCAACAAAACAGCCUUUGUUUUCAUUGAAAGUAUAGAUUUCCGACGCAAACACAGGAAAGAAAUGGUGGCGAAACAGCCUGAAAUUUGCAUGACCAAAGGAAUCCAAACGACUCUUUCCAUUAAGAUCAGCAAGAUCAUGACAACCAUUUAUACUGUAUCAAGAAAAGGAAUCCGAUAAUAUUUCGCCCCACAAGUGCACACGAUCAAAAAAAAUUGUUCACAAGAUGGACAGCAGCAUCGCACAACUAACGCUAUAUACUUGCAGCUGAAACGAAUUCAAAUACGAAAGUAAUUUUCCUUGGGAAUCAAUAAAGAUCAUGUCAAAAUAGCAUACACAAAACUACUACAGUACCAAGCAGAGAUCUCUGUAGGAAAUCACCAUUACAUAUAUGAAUAGAAUACACUGCAAAGACUAUGCGUUCGUCACAAAGCAGUUUUGUC